AUGGUUACACUCGUACUCGGUCAGGAGUUGGUACCGUUACAAGACCCAAGCGAUGGAUGGAGUUCCAACUACGGCUUUUGGGUCCGAACAUCGAUACUGGUCUUUGUCGGCAUCCCCACGCUCACUGUUCAAGCGACAUACUUCAUUGAUGGCGUAAAGGUCCCGGCCAUGCGUUUGGUGCUGUUAUCUUUCGUCUCUUCGGUCAGUGUUGUCGCUGGUUCCAUGGCCGUAUGUGCCCAUCUUCCUUUCCCAGUUCCAUUUUUCCUGCUGGCGAUGUUUCCAGUACUCAGCGUGGUAUUGCUAAUCGCCUUUCGAGUGAUCAUCGGCACGCGGAUAAUUCAUCAAAUUAUGGCUCAUCGCGGUCAAUUGACGAGAUAUUUGCACUUUGUCAACGCUAAAUGUCUGCUGAUUUUCAUCUAUCCUGCCUACGAGGCGCUAUUCCACGCUGCACACGGAACUCACUUCCAACUUUUCGUAAUUCUUCUUCUUCCCUGGACUUGUUCAAUUCGAUCUACAUGGCUACAUGUAUGCAGCGUGCGUCGUCCCUCUUCACCAUCACCGUCAUCAUGGUCGUCGAUCUUUCUCUAA
Molecule: messenger RNA, 588 nt
Organism: Phytophthora infestans T30-4
Lineage: Eukaryota; Oomycota; Peronosporomycetes; Peronosporales; Peronosporaceae
Exons: 2
Coding region: 1-588 (195 amino acids)
Source: RefSeq, a predicted model, not a curated record